CGUCAUGUUGUCAGCUGAAAGAUAAAUUUCGAUAGGUUAUGUUGUAAUUAGGCCUUAGGCCCAUCCUUUUACGUAAAUAUCGUAUUUAAACGAUUGUUAAAUUACAUAUGCUUUUCCAAAGUGGAUAAAAAAUAAGAAACAAUGACGGACUAUACCCAGCCACCGCCUCCCGACCCUAGAUUAGUCAGGUUUUACGAAAAAAAUGAUUAUGAAUCGCUCGCCAAAUAUCUUAUUGGUAAUAAUUACCGAUAUCGCGAAAACAUUCUUAUACCGCGGUUUCUUGGUCCACCAGAAAUUAAAACUAACGAAGAAAAAAUGAUCGAAGCUGCUGUAGAGAGCUGUCCGUUUAAAUCACUCACAAGUUGUAUUGUUGGUUACGGUUUGGGGGCUGCCGUCGGUCUCUUCACCUCCUCACUCAUGCCAAACGUCACAGACACAACAGCACCACAAACUCAAACAGCCAGACAAAUAUUAACCGAAUUCAAAACUGCAAUGUUAAGUAAUGCAAAGACUUUUGCAAUACUUGGAGCUGUGUUUUCUGGAGUCGAGUGCUGCGUAGAAACAGCAAGAGGGAAAUCUGACUGGAGAAAUGGGACUUACGCUGGAGGUGUUACUGGUGGACUUAUUGGAUUGAGAGGUGGCCUAAGAGCAGGCGUUUUGGGUGCAGCCGGUUUCGCGGCAUUCUCUACAGUUAUCGAUUACUACAUGCACUCUCGAGGCUCCUGAAUUAUUCACAAAUUAUAG
Cydia fagiglandana is the source of this 744-nucleotide messenger RNA. Its product is annotated as mitochondrial import inner membrane translocase subunit Tim22. The record is from RefSeq and is a predicted model, not a curated record. The coding region runs from base 142 to 726 and encodes 194 amino acids. Gene Ontology annotation, cellular component: TIM22 mitochondrial import inner membrane insertion complex. Gene Ontology annotation, molecular function: transmembrane protein transporter activity. NCBI's taxonomy places the organism in Eukaryota, Metazoa, Arthropoda, Insecta, Lepidoptera, Tortricidae. Gene Ontology annotation, biological process: protein insertion into mitochondrial inner membrane. The transcript has 3 exons.